Molecule: messenger RNA, 1047 nt
Organism: Grosmannia clavigera kw1407
Lineage: Eukaryota; Fungi; Ascomycota; Sordariomycetes; Ophiostomatales; Ophiostomataceae
Product: dihydrofolate reductase
Exons: 4
Coding region: 1-1047 (348 amino acids)
Cellular component (GO): cytoplasm; nucleus
Source: RefSeq, a predicted model, not a curated record
AUGUCGUCUCCUCUUGCCACAACUGCAUCUCCUCUGCCGACGUCCAUUGAAGAACUAGGAAUAGUUCCUGCAGCGCUGCUUCAAGUUAAUGUUCUUCCUGGCUCCCACUGGGCAGAGAUAGGAGCAAAUGCCGACGCCAGUGAUGCCAACGACAAUGACGCCGAAUCCGAAUCUACCCUGAGUGCAGAUGCUGCGUCCUCCACCGCCUCCCUAGCAUCGUCUAUCCUUGCAUAUCGCCAAAUCCAUGGCCGCACCUAUCACAGCGAACGUGGAAACGCGCUGUACUGGGGAUCUAAUGAUCAGAAAGCAAAUGACUCACUUGAUCUUAUAAAGUCUUGGAUGUUGGCACGGGGACCGAAUGCCAAGGUGUUCUCCGAAAAGUCCUCUGGGCUGAGAAAGCUCCUGAAGAAGUCCAACAUCUACAUGGAAUAUAUUGAUGGCCCUGUUGUACUAGAGAAAAAGGACUUGCCAUUUGAGGUCGACGAUGCGAAGUGGGCAGAGAUUGCCGAUAGUGGUGUCAACAGGGCCUGGUUCUACCACGACAAUGUCUCCAAGAAGCUCGAUUUACAACUGGCCCUCGCAUCGGUUGUGAAGCACAUCAAGGAGAACGGCCCAUACGCCGGCAUCGUCGGUUUCUCUCAAGGUGCGGCUGUCUCCACCAUCAUUGCGAACACGAUCAAGUCCUACCCGGAACUCUCCGGCGUCCAGGACUACUUCAAGCUCUCUCUCGCCGUAUCCGGUUACUCGUUCACGGAGCCAAAGCCAGAUGGCGCCGAAGGCGAGCUUCAGAUCACAGAGAAAUUCGUGAGCGCCUUUACCGUGCCCGUUGACGACCCGGCCUACGUCACCAAGUCCGUCUUCAUAUACGGGUCCAACGACAACUCUGUGCCUGGCGUCAGAUCGCAGUACCUUGCAGCCAUGUACCCAGAGGAUAAGAAGGCUGCUUUCCAACACGACGGCGGUCACUUCGUGCCCAACAAGAAAGACUUUUUGAAUCCCGUGGUGGACGAGAUCCUUAUUGCCGUUGGUCUUAAAGAGUCUAAAUGA